Polychytrium aggregatum is the source of this 999-nucleotide messenger RNA. RefSeq lists its product as uncharacterized. The transcript is spliced from 6 exons. The record is from RefSeq and is a predicted model, not a curated record. Gene Ontology annotation, biological process: regulation of lipid metabolic process. Lineage: Eukaryota; Fungi; Chytridiomycota; Chytridiomycetes; Polychytriales. Gene Ontology annotation, cellular component: mitochondrion. Bases 151 to 672 code for a protein of 173 amino acids.
CCAAGUCAACCGCAGGUGCAGCCCAUCGACCUGCGCCCUGGUCGCUGGCUGCCGUGCACGGAGAACGAGCCCGCGGUCUGCUGAAGCUCCUUGCAAGUCCGCAGCAACCCGCCUUCCUCGUGGCCUCCUCCUGGCCGCCAACACCCUGCCAUGGCAUCGAUUAAACUGGGUUCGCUGCUGAUCCGGACGCUGGCAAAGCCCAUCGCCAGCUCCAUCAAGGACGCGGCCAAGCAACAUCCCCGAUUCAAAGAGUUUUGUAUGGGCGUCGCCCAGACCCUCAACACCAUCGACAUGAAACUCAAGAUGAGGUUUUUUGACUACAAAGUCGAGGCGAUUCGGCCCCUGAAUGAUGCCAAGGCCGUCGAAGUCGGCGCCACCUUCAUCAGUGAAGCAGUCAUAUUCUCUGUGGCAGGAUUAACAAUUGUUGCUGAGGUAUAUCGCUCCAAUAUAAAGAGCAACAAAUCGAAAGCCGAACUAGAAGCGCGACUUACUGGAUUAGCCGAUGGGAACGAGGCCUCCCAGGCCCAAAUCAAGGAACUCAAGCAGUCAAUAGAGCAGCUACAGACUGAACUCGAGGCUUUGAAGGACUCGCUGCAUUUACCAACAUUGCCAGACGCAACGUCAUCAGCGUCCCCUGUCCCGGCAAAGUCGUCCCGCUGGUUAUUGGGUUGAAUCAUCUCUGCCGGUUUGGAAGUGAGAAGCGCAACUAUGCUCAAUACAUGGAGGAUAAAACUGGGCAGUGCUGCUCCCUCGGUUGCAGCCAUGGGGUUCAAGUCCGAUGAUUGCUUUCCGUCUCGGGUGGAAAAAUCAAUGCUUUGCUGUGGGCUUUGGGAGCAUGCUGUUGAAUACACCUGGUCCAUGGGCGAUCAUCGACUGGCAUUGAAAUUGCGGCUGUAGGAGUGUCGCGGAUGGAUGAUAUGCGCGGGCCUGCAUCCUCAUUGUUCUGCUGGCGAGCUUCGACUCUGUGGACUCUUUGUGUCCGACCCUCAUGCAUGCUUC